AUAAUAUUUACUAAAAUUCAGUUCCCAGCGAUCUUAUGCCGGGAACGGAAGUGCUAAAACAAGUACGGUUACGGUUGUGAGAAAAAAGUGACAAUAAAAUAAUAAAAAAAAAUAAAUAUAAAUAAAAUUAAACGAAAUAAUAUGUACAACAUUUUAUUAAAUUCUCCUAUAUACAAUUAUUUAUUUUCAGUUUAACAAAACGUUAUAAAUUUAAAUAAAAUACAAAAAAUGCUAUAAAAACUGGCAAAAAAAAAGAAACUAAAUUAAAAUGUUAAAUUUGUGAAAACAAAAGCUAAAUUAAUAAACAAUCCUUUGGCAAACCGUCUAAAGUCCUUGGCAAAUUACCACUAUUGAAAUUUAUCGAUGUCUAAAAUUAAUUUGCAUCACCAAGUAAUCAUUUUAGAAAGUGCAAAGCAAAAAAGAAAGAUUUUAUUAAAUCGAGCCCACACGAAAAGUCAUCUAAAAGCCUCCAGAGUGCUAAACGAAUUUAAAAGGAUCUCAUUGUUCAUCACCGCGACACAUAAAUUUAGCUAACAUUUAUUUAAAACAACUCGUAACGUAAUUUAUUUCACUCUACAAACAAAAUGGCUGAUAAUUUUUAUUUACGCAUCCCACCCACACCUCAUUUAAAAUCUGCGUCCGUCCAUGCUUUACCCGAACAUUUUGAAAAUCUCUUUCUAAAUGGCAACUUUGUCGAUGAUGACAAUAAUAAUUUGGGCGCCGCUGCAAAUGGAAAUGACACCCAUUGCUGGGUAUUUGGUUAUGGUUCAUUGUGCUGGUAUCCGGGUUUUGAGUACAACAAAUGCAUAACUGGUUAUAUAAGAGGUUAUAAUCGGAGAUUUUGGCAGGGCAACACAACACAUCGCGGUACAGUUGACAAGCCUGGACGUGUAGCUACUCUAGUUGAGGAUAAAGAGGGUAUUACAUGGGGCUGUGCUUAUAGAAUAACAGGACAAACGGCUUUAGAUUACUUGAAACAACGAGAGUGCACUUUAGGUGGAUAUACAACAGUUGACACGAAAUUUUACCCCCGCGUUGCAUCCUACGACACACCAUUUGGCGGUGAAGCUUUAGAAGUUUUAGUUUAUGUGGCCAAUACCGACAGCGAGCACUGGCUGGGCGAAGACAGUUUGGAAGAUGUUGCAAAACAAAUUGUGGAAUGUCAAGGACCCAGCGGCCAUAAUGCUGAAUAUCUAUUGCGUUUGGCAAAGUUUAUGCAUGAAGAAAUACCAGAAGUAUGGGAUGAGCAUUUAUUUCAAUUGGAAACAUUAGUGUUAAACGAAUUACACAAACGUAGUAUACCCGUUUGGACUGUGAUGGGUAUGAAUCCAGAGCGCAUACGGCGAGAUUCUCAUGAAGAAAUUAGACGACCACCUAGCUUUGAAUUCACCUCACGUAUACCGGAACGUAAGCUGCGUUGUUUGAACAUUUGAGUAAUGCAGCAAUACUUUCCAUACCAUUUUAGAAAUGGAAGUAUUAAUAUUAUAACAACGACUAUGGGUCGAUAAACUAUUAAGUUUAAGUAAAAUUAUCAUUUUAAAUAAUUUUGUACAAUACAUAAAUAUUUUAUAUACAUACAUGCUACAUACAUUUUUCAGUCAUGCUCAUCUAAAAUGUUUCACCAUCUACUAUAUACAUAUUUAAUGUAAACACAUACAUUUUAUAUACAUACUUUCAUAAUUCAAACCAAUGUUACAAUUUAAUUAGGGCUUGUUGCCAAAUUUAUUUGUUUUAAGUACGAAUUCCUACACUAUAUUCAAAUUGAAACAAAUUAGUAUAUUAUGAUAAAAUUAUUGUUAACGUAUCAUUAGAUAUAGUAACUGAGAUUGCUUACAUAUAAAUAUACAUUGAUUAUGUUCAAGAUAAAAAAAAAAACGUAACAAACCAAAUUAAAAAAAAUAUAUAUUUUUAUUACACCCAUUUUUUAUAAAAUUAUUGACAAAUUUAGUAAAAUGCACACUAAACGCUGAAAUAAUAAAUUAAUAAAAAUAUUAUUUGCAAUAUA
Calliphora vicina (urban bluebottle blowfly) is the source of this 2005-nucleotide messenger RNA. RefSeq names its product glutathione-specific gamma-glutamylcyclotransferase 1. Lineage: Eukaryota; Metazoa; Arthropoda; Insecta; Diptera; Calliphoridae. Bases 585 to 1433 code for a protein of 282 amino acids. Gene Ontology annotation, molecular function: gamma-glutamylcyclotransferase activity; glutathione specific gamma-glutamylcyclotransferase activity. Gene Ontology annotation, biological process: glutathione catabolic process. Gene Ontology annotation, cellular component: cytoplasm. The transcript has 4 exons. The record is from RefSeq and is a predicted model, not a curated record.